ACGCAAUGAACGCUGGUGUUUUGGGUUACGCCAUGACUAACAGCCGGAAGUGAGGGGCUGUGGGGCGCACGUGGGUCCGGGGAGCUGAAACUAUGGGGAAGAAUAAACCCAAUAAAAGUAUGGAACAGCCCGGGCGUCCGGUGCAGCAGCGCAGCCAUGUAAAGAAAAAGACCAAUUCGGCACCGAAAGAUGUGGACAUGCAGGAAAUCCCAUUCAAGUUGCGGGAAAUUAUGAAAAGCAAAAUGGAAAUGAACAGACCCACGAAAAAGAGGAAGAAAAGGGGAGCAAGACAAGGACCAGAUCAUGCAGAGAUCCAGACCGAGAUCCCAGUCCCCAAGUUUAAGAGGCAAAAGCGUGAAUCUGUGGGUGCUUACUUAGAUCGCAUGGACAGGGCAGCCAAACACGUUAUGUUCUUGAGCAAGAACCAGCCAGAUCGCGAGCCCGAGCGGGAGCUGGACUUGGAGAAAAAGGCCAAGAAGACCCCAAAAGACAGCAUCGCCAAAGAUGACAUCUCAAAAGACAACACGGAGACAGACAGUACCCAGGAAGGAAAACCAGAGAAAUCUAAGAAAGCGUUCAACCAGCGGAGACAAGAAAAGGUUUUAAGGAAGAAAGAAGAAAAGGAGGCAAGUCGAUUGGAGAAGGAUAUUUUCAAAGAUGACAUAAAGUUUGGGGAGGUAGCUAUGGAGCCACCAUCUUUCACAGUAAAACCAAGGAAGAGCAAAGAGUGGUCAAAGCCUGGGGAGAAACAGCUUCUGCUGAAGAAGCUCUUGAACAAAGAUGCGAAAGUACCUGCUCUGUCCAUGGCAAGGAAGAGACUGUUGUUGGAGGAACGAGAGAGGGUUGUAGAAGCUUACAGGGAAAUGAAGAAGAGAAAAAUGCAACAGACUGGCCUUUGAAUCUGCCAUGUUUAACCGCACUUCCAGUGCCAGCAAGCUGCAUCGUCGUUUUAGAGCAAUCUGAAAGACUGUUCACAAAGUUCACAAACACUUCUCAUUGCACAAGGGACAAUCUUACGUUAGUUCCAAGUGACCUUUUGUCAUUUUGGUGCAUUGAUGAAAGGACAUGCCGAGUUAAUAUGAUCCAGUGGGGUUUUUUUUACCAGUCAAAACUCUGUAAAGAGCUGUGGUUUUAUUGGAGCUGAGAUCCAAUACCUGUUGGGCUAUAUGAUGAAGUAAUUCCCGGCAUGAGUUACAACCAUGAAAAUACUGCUAGUGUGACUUACAAUGCACUCCUGUUGUGGGACGUGUGUGCAAGUUCUGCAUUAACUAUAACGUUUCAAAAUGGUCUGUUUGGCCCAUCUUAAAGGAGAAACACAGUCUCAUCUUCAGACUUAAUGAGAGCUUCUAAUCUGCGGGGAACCCACUGUCCUCUACAUUUCUCCUCCAAUAAAUGCCGAGUGAAUAACCCAGUUGUAGUUA
Molecule: messenger RNA, 1421 nt
Organism: Spea bombifrons (plains spadefoot toad)
Lineage: Eukaryota; Metazoa; Chordata; Amphibia; Anura; Pelobatidae
Gene: CCDC137
Product: coiled-coil domain containing 137
Exons: 6
Coding region: 93-899 (268 amino acids)
Source: RefSeq, a predicted model, not a curated record